UUCAGCCGAAGAAGUGGGUCAGGCGGACCACCGGAGGAGCGCAAGAUAAACAGGCAGCGGACCGCUGGAGAUGGUGGAAGGAUCUCAUCCUCAUCUCUGCAUCUGACCUCGAGCAGCACCAGAAAGACAGCAGCAGAACCAGCGGAGAACUUCUGUCCAGAGCAUCUCUCUUUCUUCUUCCAGCAGCCCCCCCCGGCGGGUCAGCUGGGGCUGAGCGGAGCCGAGCCGAGCCGGAUGCAGGACCAAGGAGGAGAGAGACAGGUCGGCAGCAGUUUGCCCCACAGUGUGAAGGCGAGCCUGUCUCUUUCUCCAUCUGGGUCGGGACGAGUGGGCAGUGGAGGAGGCAGUGGCGGUGGCGGCGGCGGCAUUGGUGGUGGCGGCGGUGGUUCUCCCACAUCCAAGAUGGGCUACUGCGCAGGGGUGCCAGUGGAGGACAUGCAGGCUCUGGCCAUUACAUCACUAUCAGCAGCAGAUGUAGCCAAACAAUAUGAGCACAUUCGCGAGCUGGGAAAGGGCACCUAUGGAAAAGUGGAUCUAGUGGAACACCGAACUCAGGGGACUCAAAUGGCCCUGAAGUUUGUCACCAAGAACAAAACAAAGCUGAAGAGUUUCCUGCGAGAGUACAGUCUAACGGGCUCGCUCAGCUGCAGCCCUUUCAUCAUCAACGUCCUGGAUGUGCUGUUCGAGACUGAUGACAGCUAUGUGUUCGGACAAGAGUACGCUCCUGCCGGGGACCUUUUCGAUAUUAUUCCUCCCCAGGUGGGUCUUCCAGAAGAUAUGGUCAAACGCUGCAUGCAACAGCUCGGCUUGGCUCUGGACUUCAUGCACAGCAAAAGUUUGGUGCAUCGAGAUGUCAAACCUGAAAAUGUCCUUUUAUUUGACCGUGAGUGCCGCCGCAUCAAGCUGGCUGACUUUGGCAUGACCCGACGUGUGGGCUGUCGUGUGAAACGGGUCAGCGGCACCAUCCCCUACACAGCACCCGAAGUGUGCCGUGCUAGUCGCGCAGAGGGCUUCCUGGUGACCACCAGUCUGGACGUGUGGGCGUUUGGCGUGCUGGUUUUCUGUAUGCUGACAGGUAACUUCCCCUGGGAGGCAGCGCUGCCGACCGAUGCCUUCUACGAAGAGUUUCGGCGCUGGCAGAAAGCAGGGUGCCCUGUGGGCACAUACCCGUCUCAGUGGCGCCGUUUCACUGACAACGCGUUGCGCAUGUUCCAGAGGCUGCUAGCUGCCGAGCCUGAAAAACGCUGUGGAGUCAAAGACGUUUUCUGUUUCAUCAAGUACGAGCUGGUUACUGAGCUUCGACGCCGGGCAUCUUGCAGAGCUAAAAGAGGUGAGAGGUCAAGCUCAGGCGUGUGUACCGGCAGUUGCACAUCCUCCUCGUCUUCUUUAUCGCGCUCCUCCCACAGACACCCUGAGCCCUCCACCCCUCCAGGAACAUCUUGCCUACGCCCUGCACCUCUGAAGCGAAGCGUCCUGUCCGACCCCUUAUCUCCCAGAGAGGAGUCUCCCGGCCGAGACAAGAACAAAAGCCAGAUGGUAAUGGCGACUGCCAUUGAGAUCUGUGUGUGACAAUGCUAAUAGAGUCGAGAUGGUGUUUCACAGUAAUAACAAGCUGCGAGGACGCAUUAAUAACUCACACACAUGGACUAACGAAAAGGUGAGGUACUGCAAGCAGUAAAGCUCAGGAUCACAUCUCCGGCUCUGCAAAUGGAUAUCAUCAAUCAUUGGUACUGGCUUAGACAACCUAUCACAUGCCUUUUAGAUUUUGAUUUGCGACCAAAGGCUGCUUCCCAAACUGUGGAGCCAGGCAGCAAUUAGGAGUCCUCCAAUUCUUUCCUUCUCAGCAGCUCAUGCAGACAUUUGCCGUUGUUUACCCAUAUGCUGUUGUGGUGCUAAUGGUUCUAAUAUUAGAUACUCUACAAACCAUUUUCUCCUUCAUAACUGCAAAUCCUUUAGUUUUCUUUUGCUCUAUUUGGACAGGAGUCAUUUAACAUGAGGAGGUGUGGUAAAGUAAUUAUUACCAGAGUUGGAGAUUCUCAGUCAUGAAGGUUAUGGUAUCCAAGUAGGUUGAGCUAGGUCAGCUUGACUUGUUUAGUUCUUUGAAGACAUUUCAGUUUUCAUCCAUUAAAGCCACGGAGUUCCUCAGUGAUUUUUAUCCCAUCUGCAAGCAUUGUU
Molecule: messenger RNA, 2175 nt
Organism: Thalassophryne amazonica
Lineage: Eukaryota; Metazoa; Chordata; Actinopteri; Batrachoidiformes; Batrachoididae
Gene: sbk1
Product: serine/threonine-protein kinase SBK1
Exons: 4
Coding region: 235-1569 (444 amino acids)
Biological process (GO): peptidyl-threonine phosphorylation; peptidyl-serine phosphorylation
Molecular function (GO): protein serine/threonine kinase activity; ATP binding
Source: RefSeq, a predicted model, not a curated record